This is a messenger RNA of Linum trigynum, 363 nucleotides long. The record is from the annotation of a GenBank genome assembly. NCBI's taxonomy places the organism in Eukaryota, Viridiplantae, Streptophyta, Magnoliopsida, Malpighiales, Linaceae.
AUGACCAAGACUGACCCUCCUCGAUGGCGGAUAGAGGAUUGGGAGGCGGGGCGACCAAGAUGGUCUGUGGGAGGCGAGGCGAGCGUUCCUCGCUGGAGCCGUACUCGGCGGGGAGGCAUACACAUUUCAGAGGUGGCGGAUCUCGCUAUCACUAGUGGGGAGUCUGACGACGACUUGAAAUUUGGUGUGGUGUUCCCUGCUGCCCUCUAUCUCGGCGAAGAAGAAAGAGAAGUUACAGCGGAAAAGAUGCUGGCGCGACCGAUUCUGGUCUCACCAUCUGAAGUAUUGGAAGAGGAAGACGAGAGUUCUGGCUUAUCUUCGCCAUUUCCAGAUCCGCGAUUGCGAUUGUUUCUAGUUUUUUAA